CCCCACGCCUGCCGUACGUCUAACCUUUUUUUCGUGACCCACACAAGAAACAACAACCCUUAAAAAAUUCUGGCCGCGUCCGAACAUCUGGUCUCUCCCAUUUCUUCUUCACACCUCUCAAUCCCAUCAAUCUCAAGCUCGUUGUGUCACAACCCACCGAUUCCCAACUCUUUCAAUCUUCUCUAGGGCACGUAGCCACCCUAUUCCUCCCCCGAAAUUGUUCAAGAGUUCAAUACUGAACCCGAAACCCGAACGUCCAUUCAACGUCUAUUAUCGCCUCUAGUCAAGAUAAAUCAACCUACCUUCAACUAAUCUCCCAACCAGAUUACCCAUCAGUCAUAAUGGCCACCACCACGGAGAAAGUUGCUGACGCUGCCGUCAACGACGUUACCAAUGCUCUGAGCAAUACCUCUAUCGCUGCCAAGGACGAGAACAAGGAUGCCGUCCAUGCUAGCGCCGCCGAGGGUCGCCGCCUAUACAUCGGCAACCUCGCAUAUGCGACAACUGAGGGGGAGUUGAAAGAAUUCUUCAAGAGUUACCUUGUUGAAUCCGUCUCAAUCCCAAAGAAUCCUCGUACCGACCGCCCCGUUGGCUACGCCUUCGUGGAUCUCUCUACCCCCACCGAGGCUGAGCGUGCCAUCGCUGAACUCUCCGGCAAGGAGAUUCUCCAGCGAAAGGUCUCAGUUCAACUUGCCCGCACUCCCCAGCCGGCUGGAGAGAAGGCUGAAGGAGCUACCAAUGGUGAGGCCGGUGCUGAUGGUUCUCGGCGCCGAUCCUCUGGUCGUGGCCGAGGUCGCGGUCGUGGUCGUGCUGGUCGCGCUGGUCGUGGCGGCCGAACCGAGGGUGGAAAGGAUGAAACUCACGCUACCGAGGCUGGUGCAAAUGCUACCGCUGCCGACUCUGAGGUUUUACCUUUGACCGAUAUCACCAACAAAGCGGAUACUGACAAAACUGACAAGACUGCGAAGAGGGGCCCGGCUCGCGAGCGUCGUGAGCGCGGACCACCUGCUGACGGCAUUCCCUCCAAGAACAAGGUUAUGGUCGCUAACCUGCCCUAUGACCUGACCGAAGAGAAGCUGAAGGAACUGUUCAAUGAUUACCAGCCCUCCUCUGCCAAGAUUGCCCUUCGCCCCAUCCCCCGAUUCAUGAUCAAGAAGCUCCAGGCUCGUGGUGAGCCCCGCAAGGGACGUGGCUUUGGUUUCGUCACCCUAGCUUCUGAGGAACUCCAGCAGAAGGCCGUUGCCGAGAUGAAUGGCAAGGAGAUUGAAGGCCGCGAGAUUGCUGUCAAGGUCGCUAUCGACAGCCCCGACAAGACGGACGAGGAGGCGAAUAUCCCUCAUGAGAAUGAGGUCAAUGGCCAGGAGGCUGCUCCUGCUGCCGCUGCCCCCUCUGCUGCCGCUGGUAGCACUGCUUAGAUGAUCUAAGCAUAUUUCCGACGGCGCAUGUUUAAUUGUCAAGACAAGAUGAAUCCUAACAAUCAUAUCUUAUUUACGGGAUACAUUACACAGUAGUUACGCGUCAGUCAAGUUUUACGAGGGAUGGCUAGUUUCUUGAUUUCACCAUAGAUACAAAAACCCCACAGGACAGCAGCAAUAUGGCCUCAGAUAUCGUCAGCAGCGACUGCAGCAUUCUGCAUUUAGCAUUUCUGGCGGAUGUCUGUCAUGAUGCUGCAGUUUUGACACAUUAAUUUUUUCACGAAUGACUUUGACAACCACCUCUCGAGCAUUUUCAUGGGUUGUACACUAGGUGGACAACGGAGCAAGGGGUCACGGUGGACUCGGAAAAGUUCUCGCGAGCAACAUAAUAGAUAUGAUUGAUAACGAA
Molecule: messenger RNA, 1824 nt
Organism: Daldinia caldariorum
Lineage: Eukaryota; Fungi; Ascomycota; Sordariomycetes; Xylariales; Hypoxylaceae
Product: RNA-binding domain-containing protein
Exons: 4
Coding region: 342-1415 (357 amino acids)
Cellular component (GO): cytosol
Molecular function (GO): mRNA binding
Source: RefSeq, a predicted model, not a curated record